CUCAAAUUCAAAAGCGAGUCAAACGUUGUGUUGAAUGCAGUGUCGCUGUGACUGUCAUUUGAAUCGUCGCUCAAAACACUGUUUCCUCUGAUUGUGCUCUUCAUUGAAUGUCUUCAGACAUCACUUCCAUCGAUAUGAGCGACGAAGAGGUGGUUGAUAUGAUCGACGGCAGCGAUGGUCUCGAAGAGUCGCCUGAAAAGCUGUCGCAACAGUCCAUUGAAACGAUUACUCUCGAUGACGACGACGAUGUGGUACUCGAAGACAUGAGCGACGACUGCGAGAUCAUCGAAGAGUUGUCCUCGAGUUCGUCCAAUGAGGCCAUUGUCUGCAGUGAACUCAAUGGCCAGUCAUGUGUUGAGACCAAAGAUGAAGGCAAUAGUGAAGCGGAGAAUGGCAUCAAAUUUGAGGACAAAGUGUCGGAAAGCGUGUCCAAGAGUCCCACCAAACGACUGACGCCCACAACACUGCCACUGCCCUCCACUUCCAACGGUGCGCCCAAAUCGGGUCCAUCGUCUCCCAAAGUGAUGCGAGUGUCGGCGCCCAUCGAGUGUGUGGUCAACGGUGUCUCGACACUGGAUCCAAAGACUAUUUUUGAUCACUAUAUGCAGACAUUCAGAGAUAGUAUGACUGCCGCCAAUGCCGACCAGAAAGAGAUCGACGAAUACAUGGAUGUCUUGAAUGAGUUGUUCCCAAAAAUAGAGGCCAUUCCUACGAACAGGUCCUUCUUGGAUGGCAACCAAUACCGCAAACUCAUGAAUACGUUCACCAAAGAAGUGUCGGACAUGACUGCUGUCCAGCGCAUUGUCUCGCAUUACGACGAAUUGGUUCAGGAGUUGAAGCGAUUCACACGAAAGCCGCCCAAAGAUAUACCUAAAGUGAAGUCGAAGAAGAAGGCGGUCCAAGACCUGACCGAUAGCUUAAAGCGGUUGCGAAAGCAGAUCUGUUUGGCUGAGACCGAAGAGCUUGGUUACGACGACUUGGACGGCCGCACGGGUUGGACUGAUUUGCCUAAACUGUACCGAAAGGCUGAGGAGGUGUGGGCUAAGAGGGAGGAGUUGCUGAAGAGGUCGACCAAUUCGGGCCGAAGUAUGUUUCGAAAGUUCACUUACGAUUCGACGACAUAUCCAGAGGUUAACCAAUUCGUUGAGAAGCUAUUCAACGCUCACCUCAAGAAACUGAGGAAAGGCAAGACUAAGCGCCGGUAUGUCGACGAGACGUUCACAUUCACAGACGUCCGGAAAGCCAUCUUAGAUGAGAUGCAAAGCAAACAAAUAGUUGUCAUGAAUAGCGACUCAAUGAUUGCGAAUAUAUAUAAGGAUUUGUUGUCGGAGUUAAGGGAACGACGCAAACGAGAGGCCGAAGAAGGGUUUGAGUCGAUGGAGACCUACGAAGACCUGAAGCCCGAGACGUUUGUGGCCGAAGACCCGCAGAUUGAGAUCGAAUGCGCCAAAAAUAAGUCACAUUUUGACCGAAAGCUACAGGAGUUGAUCGAUAAGUACGCGUCCGAUGACAUCAAGAAGAACGGACCGACACUUCUGGUGGAGGGGUCGGCCGAGUGGGACAACGACCUCACCGGUGAUGGAGAUUUCGAGUCGUUGGACGUGAAAGAGGGAGAACUCGACGGCGAGAACGAAGACGAGGAUAAGAGCGACGAAGACGCCGAGCCUUAUGAGGACUCAUCACUGCCUGACUUCAGCGCCACUACACCUCUCAACUCACAACCGGUUCCGUCGGCCGAAGAAAACACUGCCAUUAGUGAGUCGACCGGUGCUGAAGACACGCCGUCAGACGUGCCAAUUGUGUGAUCCGAUUGUGUCUUAUUCUGCAAUUCAUUUCGCAUCUCAUUUUGAGUUCAUAUUUAGAUUUUCUUGUAAAUUAAGUUGUAUUCACAGUUGUAUACACUUUGUAUAAUAAAUUUAUGUGUAUUUAAUUUCAUAAUUAUUGUCCAGUGUUUAUGCAUUUGUACUCGCAUUUGAAUUAUUUAUAACAUUCAUACAGUAAAUAUAAUAUUACUUCUAUUAACACAACAUGUUAAGUCUACAAAUUUGAUACAUGUUGGGCGGCUG
Messenger RNA from Oppiella nova, 2066 nucleotides. Lineage: Eukaryota; Metazoa; Arthropoda; Arachnida; Sarcoptiformes; Oppiidae. The record is from the annotation of a GenBank genome assembly.